Molecule: messenger RNA, 4782 nt
Organism: Plasmodium reichenowi
Lineage: Eukaryota; Apicomplexa; Aconoidasida; Haemosporida; Plasmodiidae
Product: kinesin, putative
Exons: 1
Coding region: 1-4782 (1593 amino acids)
Biological process (GO): microtubule-based movement; mitotic spindle organization
Molecular function (GO): microtubule motor activity; ATP binding; microtubule binding
Source: RefSeq, a predicted model, not a curated record
AUGGUAAAUAAGAACGUUAAAGGUUACAACCCUAAUCAAAACAGGGGAACAAGUAAAGGCAGAAAUAUUAGCAAGAAUAAUAAAAUUAUUAAAAAUAAAGAAGGAGGUAAAAAUUUAUAUACUUGGUAUAUAGAUAAUAAAAUUGAUGAAAAAAAAAAAAAAAAUGAAGAUAUAGAAAAUAACAAAGCUAAAUAUUUUGAAGAUGUUGCUAUAAAUAAGAAUGUAGAAGAAUAUAUAAAUGUGAUAUGUAGAAUAAAAAAUAAUAAAAUUGAUACAAAUAAUAAUACAAAUAAUAAUACAAAUAAUAAUAUAAAUAAUAAUACAAAUAAUAAUACAAAUAAUAAUAUAAAUAAUAAUAUAAAUAAUAAUAUAAAUAAUAAUAAUGUGGAUGUUAUAAAAAAAAUUUCUUAUAAUAAAUUAGUUAUAGAUACAUUCCAUGUAGGUAAUAAGAGUUCACUGAAUUUUGAAUAUACAUAUGAUAGAGUGUAUGAUAUAGAAAAUAAUAAUCAUAUGAUAUUUAAUGAUUAUAUAAAAAAUAAUAUUAAAAAUAUAUUUCAAGGUAUUAAUUGUAGUAUAUUAGCAUAUGGACAAACUAAUAGUGGGAAAACGUAUACUAUGUUAGGAAAUUUUGAUUUUCUGAAUAAUUUAUUUCAUCUUUGUAAAGAUUAUAAUACUUGUCAUAAUAAUGAAAAUAAAAUUAAUAAGGUACAUGAUAAGAUAAACAACAAAGAUAAUUAUGACAAUCAUAAUGAUGGUAAUCAUAAUGAUGAUAUUAAUAAUAAUAUUAAUAAUAAUAAUAAUAAUAAUAAUAAUAAUAAUAUUAUUAAGACUAACAUAAACAUGAAUAACUCUGACCAACAUAAUGAUAUUCAUUUAACAUACGAUGAAUUAACGAACUGCAUAACAAACGAACCAGAUAAUGUAGGUAUCAUACCACAUUGUAUUAAUUACAUUUUUAAUUAUAUAAAUUAUCAUAAACAACAAGAUAAAAUUAAUGAUAAAAUAAAAGAAUUUACUGUUACCUUAUCCAUUCUAGAAAUAUACAAUGAAGUGAUUUAUGAUUUAAUAAGUGGAGAAAGCAAUUUAUCUGUACAUAUGAUAGAUUCUAAUAAGAACGAAUUUAUUAUAAAAAAUCUAAAAGAAGUGGAAAUCGAAAAUAUCAUUAGUGCUCUCUACUAUUUAGAACAAGGAGUAAAUAAUAGAAAAAUAGCGUUUACACAUAUGAAUAAAGCUUCUUCAAGAUCACAUUUAAUAUUUAUUAUUAAAAUAAAUAGAUAUAUAUAUUCAACCAACACUAUAAGAUGUGGAAAACUAUGUCUUGUGGAUUUAGCAGGAAGUGAAAGAUUAAAACAAACUAAAGCAACGGGAUCGAUCAAAAUAGAAACUACUAUGAUUAACAAAAGUUUAACUGUUCUUAGUAAGGUUAUUAAUUCUUUAGCUAUCAUGCAGAUAAAGGAAAAAAUCGAAAAAAACAUCAAGGAAAAGCAUACAUAUAAUGAUAAAAAUAAUGAUAAAAAUAAUGAUAAAAAUAAUGAUAAAAAUAAUGAUAACCAUAAUGAUAAAAAUAAUGAUAACCAUAAUGACAAAAAUAAUGAUAACCAUAAUGAUAACCAUAAUGAUAACCAUAAUGAUAAGGGAAAGUAUUCGUGUGAUAACCAUAUAAACAUAAAUAAUAACAACAGUCAUAUAAAUAAUUCAAGUCAGAAUCCACAUAGUAGUGGCUCUAAUGUACAUAUACCUUAUCGAGAUUCUAAACUUACAAGAGUACUAUCCGAUAGUCUAGGAAAUAAUUGUAAAAGUAUUCUCAUAUGUACAUUAUCCUCAAAGUUACAAUAUUUAAACGAAACGGCAUCUACAAUAAAAUUCGCGCAAAGAGCUAAAAUGGUUAAGGCCAAACCAAUAGUAAGAGAAGAAAAAGUAGAAAGCAAAAAGGAAUUUGAUACAAAUGAAAAAGAAAAAAAUAUGAAAAAAAAGAAAAAAAGAAAUGAAGAAAAAAAUUAUAAUAAUGAUAAUAAUGAUGGUGAAAAUAAGGAAGAUAAUUAUGAUGAUGAUGAUGAAAAAAAUAACCUGUAUGAUAAUCAAUUAAAUAUUUUCCUCAAUUUUAAUAAAAAUCACAUAACCAAAGAUAUCAUCUUCUUUUGUUUUAGUCUAUGUAUUUUUAGUUACAUGUGUGGAUUUAAGAGCACUGGAAAAGUGAAAUAUUUAGACUUCUUUAUUGAAUCCUAUAAAAAUAAAAUUGAAAUUAUUAAAAAGCAACUUAACAAAAGUGACGACUCCAAUAAAAAUGAAAUAAACGAAUAUCUUAUGAAAACCUUUGACGAUUUAAAAAUAUUAACAGAAGAAGAGAGACAACGAAAUAUCAAAUUAAAUAUGGAGAAAUUAAAAAAAUUUAAAGAUGAUAAUAAAAAUACAAUAAAACAAAUGCAAAAGAAACAAGAAAAUGAAGAACACGCUUUGACCAUAAGAAAUUUAGCUAAGGUAGAUCCUACCUUGAUUUCUAAAUAUGAUAUACAGAAGAAACGUCAACAUAAUGAUAAUAAUGCUUAUGAUGAAGGAGUAAAUUAUUUACAUGUAGACGAUAAUAACGAUGGUGAUUCACAUGUGAAUAAUAAUGAUGAGACACAUAUUCAUGAUAAUGAUAAUGAUGAUAAUGAUGAUGAUGAUGAUGUGUUAAUAGGUGAUAUAUUAGUUAAGAUGAAAAACGACAUAUGUAAUAUAAUAAAAUUCAAUUUGACUAGCUUAAAAUGUAAUAGGAAGGAAAAUGAUGAGAUAUUUGAAGAAAUAUUACAUAUAGUAAAUUCUGUAAAAGAAAAUAAUAAUAUUUUUUUAAUAAAUGAAUUAAAAAAUAAUUCAAAAGAUGAAAAACUAAAUAAAAAAAAAGAUGCUCAAGGUGAUAAAAUAAACAUUCCAGAUGAUAACAACAAUAAUAAUGAUAAUAAUAAUAAUAAUAACAAGAUUAGUUUUAAGUCAAUAAAAAAUAUGAAUAUUGUAAAAAAGUAUUUAAAAAAGGAGGAUGCUAAUAAAAAUAAAAAUACAAAAUCAAUUUUAAAUAUAAACAAUAAAGAUGAUAAUAAAUGUUAUCAAGAUAAUAAUUCUUAUGUUAAUUAUAAUACUUGUCAUGAUAAAAAUGUAAAUAAUAAUAUAAAAAACCAAAAUGACAUAUUAUAUUAUCAAGUAUUCGCACAAAAAAUAUUAAGUGUUACAAAUAUACAAAAUAUAUUUAAUUAUGUAAAUCAUAAUUAUACCAAAUUUAUUAGUGAUUUUACAACAGAUAAAAGUACAGUAUUUUCUAAUUUCGAUAUUAAAGAAAAUCUAGAUAGACAUAUUAUUCAAAAAAAUAAUACUAUAUAUAAUUUUAUACAUUCAGCUACAAUGUUUCAACAUAGUCAGACUUUAAAAAAUUUAAACAGUAAUUAUUUUAUUAAUAAAAUACAAACAGAAAUAUAUAAUAAUUAUCCACAUAUUAUUCAUAUGAAAUAUAUGCCAAGUAUAAAUAAUAAUGAACCUAUUAUUCCAGAAAAACAAAAUGAUCUUUUAGUUACUACACCCGUCAAAAAUAUAUUUCAAAUUAAUAAGGAAUAUAAUACAUAUAAUACACAAAAAUAUAUAUCUAUUAAAGAUAUUAUACCAGAUCAUACAACAAAUCAAAAUGAAACGACAUGUGCAAUCAAUAAAAGUGUUACAUUUUUUAAUGCACAUGGGCAGAAUAAACAUUCUGAGGAAGAUUUCUCGAAUAAAAAUAAUAUCCCUAUAGAGGAAAAAAAAAAAAAAGGAAUACACAACAAAAAUAAUAAAAAUGGUGAUGAUAAUAAGAACGAUGAUGAUAAUAAAAAUGAUGAUGAUAAUAAAAAUGAUGAUGAUAAUAAGAACGAUGAUGAUAAUAAAAAUGGUGAUGAUAAUAAUAACGAUGAUGAUAAUAAAAAUGGUGAUGAUAAUAAAAAUGAUUAUGAUAAUAUUUGUGUAGGUGAAAAAAAACAUAUAAGAAAUCACGCCAAUAAAGACAAACCAUAUGAAGUACAAAAUAAAAAAGAUAAAAAUUCAAAAAAAAAAGGAUCCUUUGUUCAUAACAUAAACGUGUCAGAUAAAAGCGACAAUUCUUUAGAAUUUACAAAAUUAUUAGAAGAUAAAGAUUUUAAAAAAUUAUAUGAAUAUUUAAUAGAUAAAGAAAAUACAAAUGAUGUGAAUACAUUCAUACAAAAAGAAGAGCAUAUGAAUAAUGUUCUUAAUCAAUUAGAAUGUAAAAUUAAUUCGGAGAUUAGAAGAGUCAGUGAUCAUAUUGUAGUAGAUUAUUCAAAAAAUAAUAAUAAAAAUAAACAUGAUAACACGAAUCAUAAUGAAAAUUCAAGUAGAAAAAAUAGUAAUAUCAAUAAAAAUCAUAUAUAUAAUAAUAAUGACAAUAUGAUGAUGGUAGUAAAAAAAAAGAAAGAAACAAAAAAUAAUUACUUAGAUAUAUCAUAUUUAGAAAAAAAAAGAAAUACAAAUUUAUUCAUUAAAAAAAUAUUUCAUAUUAUUAAAAAUAUUUUUCAAAAGAAAGAUUUUAAAGAACCCAUCGAAAUAAAUGUUUCCGAUAUUAUUGAAAAUGAAUUAUUACAUAAUAAAAAAUUAUUAGAAAAAAAUUUAGACUCAUAUAAUAUCAGAAACUUCUUUAUAAAUAAUAAAAAAAUAUAUCUAUUAAAUGAAUCUGAAUACUCUCAUUUAAGAGAAUUGAUUAAUUAUAAAAAUAAAAUGUUAUCAUAUCUUAAUGGGGAGUAUAGAAAGUAUAAACACACUUCUCAAAUAUAA